AUGACAAACGCGAGCCUGCUCUCCGGGAGGAAGCGACACGCUAGGAAUACACGUGAGGCGCUAAGUUCACCGUGAGUCUUUUCCGUGUUUGACUCUGAGGCUGCGCUGCGGAAAAACAUGUCUGUGCGGACGCAGGAGGGACGUUUCGCUCAAAUGACAAAACUUGUGUGAGAGAUGCUAUGAUCGGCCGCUUUUCCGUUUGCAUUUCCUGGUCGUAAACGCAUCAUCUGAGACUCGCUACUAAGGUGACCCGAACAGGCCUCGCCAUGUUCCCCGACGCCCUCGAAGCAGGCGAUCGGCUGGAGGCCCUUGAACUGCCGGAGCUGGAGGAGGAGGACGCCGAGGCGCCGGCAGCGGCGGGGCCGAAGAGGCGAGGGCGCUACCGGCAGAGCCUGCAGCUCCUGAAGCCCUUCAGGAUAACUCACAAGCACCAGCACCCGGUCGAUAACGCCGGCCUCUUCUCCUUCCUGACGUUCCACUGGCUGUCGCCGCUGGCGCUGAAGGCCUACAGGGCGUCCAGCCUGUCUCUGGACGACGUGUGGGGGCUGUCCUACCACGAGGCCUCCGAAAUCAACUGCCAAAGACUCGAAUCUCUGUGGCACGACGAGCUGAAGAGCACAGGGCGAGACGGGGCGUCGCUGAGGAGAGUGUUCUGGAGGUUCUGCCGGACCCGCGUGCUGGUGGCCGUCUUCUGCCUCCUCCUCACCAUGGUGGCGUGCUUCGUCGGGCCCGCCGUCCUGAUCCGAACUCUGCUGGAGUACUCCCAGAGCUCGGAGACCCGCGUGGGCCGCGGCCUGGCUCUGGUCGCUGGGAUCUUCCUGGUGGAGCUGGUGCGGUCCUGGUCGCUGGGGCUCAUGUGGGCCAUCAACUACCGCACUGCGGCACGCCUGCGCGCCGCCGCGCUCACGUUCGCCUUCCAGAAGAUCCUCCGCCUGCGCAACACUAAAGACAUCAGUCCGGGCGAGCUGAUCAACAUCUGCUCCAACGACGGCCAGCGUGUCUAUGAGGCCGUGUCCGUGGGCAGCCUGCUGGCCGGGGGGCCCCUGGUGGGAGUCCUGGGCCUGUCCUACACCGUGUACUUCCUGGGCCCCACCGCCCUGGUGGGCUCAUCGGUCUUCCUCAUGUUCUACCCUACAAUGAUGCUCGCGUCGAGGCUGACGGCGUAUUUCCGCAAGAAGUGUGUGGCAGUGACUGACCGGCGCGUGAGGCUGAUGAACGAGAUCUUGGCCUGUAUAAAGUUCAUCAAGAUGUACUGCUGGGAAGAUGCUUUUGCGCAGAAUGUUCACAAAGCCCGUUCAGAGGAGAGGAGGAUUCUGGAGAGGGCCGGGGUCCUCCAGAGCCUCACCAUGGGCGUGUCUCCCAUUGUGGUGGUGAUCGCCAGCGUGUGCACUUUCACCCUGCACAUGGCUCUGGGCUACGACCUCACUGCAGCCGAGGCUUUCACCGUGGUGGCGCUUUUCAACUCCAUGACGUUUGCCCUGAAAGUCACCCCGCUGGCUGUGAGAGCGCUGUCGGAGGGGGCUGUGGCGGUCACAAGAUUUCAGAGGCUCUUCACCAUGGACGACAGAGAGGCCGUUGUGGUCAAGACAGAAGAUCCCAGCAACGCGGUGGAGUUCCAGGACGCGACCCUGGCUUGGGAAAAGGCGCGCGCUCCGGCUGCGAGGGCCAAGCCGGCGGCGAGGAAGCACGGCGGGAUGAGGCGCGUGCUGCGACGGGAGAAGCUCAGCCUGUACAUCCCCACGGAGGACGGCAAAGGAGACAAGGAGGGCCCCAACGCGCAGAGCCUCCUCACCAACAUGGAGCAGGAGAGCCCCCAGAGCACCAUCUCCUCCACGCAAAGCAUGCGGCCGCCGCUGCACAAGACCCUGCACCGCGUGGACCUGCGCGUCAAGAAGGGCUCGCUGGUUGGGAUCUGCGGAGGUGUCGGCAGCGGGAAGAGCUCCCUCCUCUCUGCUCUGCUCGGACAGAUGACCCUGUUGGAAGGCAACGUCGCUGUGAACGGUGGCUUUGCUUACGCGUCGCAACAAGCCUGGAUCCUCAACGACACCCUGAGGGAGAACAUCCUGUUUGGAAACGAUUACGACCAAGAGAGAUAUCAUCAUGUGUUGGAAGCCUGCUGUCUGCUCCCAGAUCUCGCAGAGCUCCCAUAUGGAGACAUGACAGAGAUCGGCGAGAGAGGGGCCAACCUGAGCGGAGGCCAGCGCCAGAGAGUGAGCCUGGCCCGCGCCAUCUACAGCCAGCGCGCCGUCCUCCUCCUGGACGACCCGCUGAGCGCCGUCGAUGCCUGCGUCGGCUCCCACGUCUUCCACAAAGCCAUUAAGGGCGCCGCCAAAGGCAGGACCGUGCUCUUUGUGACCCAUCAGCUGCAGUAUCUGUCGGAGUGCGACGACAUCGUCCUGAUGAGGGACGGGCAGAUUGCAGAACACGGCACCCAUGCGCAGCUAAUGAGUAAAGAGCGUGACUAUGCCACCCUAUUCAGCAGCAUGCAACAGGAGAAUUUGGUGAAAGAGAAUUUGAAAAACAAACGCAAGCGGACGAGCGCCGACGGCGCAGACGGCGCCGGUGGCGCGGCCGUGGUCGGACCCGUAGCUGAAGGCAAGAGAGGAGAGCAACUGAUGAAAGCCGAGGAGAAGGGCUCUGGUUCCGUCGCCUGGUCUGUGUAUGGCGCCUACAUCGAAGCAGCAGGGGGUCCACUCGUCCUCAUCAUCAACGUCUUCUUCUUCCUGGCCACCACGGGCAGCAUAGCCUUCAGCAACUGGUGGCUGAGCCACUGGAUCAGACAGGGCAGCGGGAACACGUCGUUAAUCUUGGUGAAUGGAACGAUGGCGAGUAACAGCAUGAGACUCAACCCUCACAUUAAGUACUACUCCACCGUUUAUGUGGCGUCCAUGGGAGUUGUCCUGCUGCUGAAGACGACGAGGGGACUGGUGUUCGUGAAGUGCACGGUGAAGGCUGCCUCCGCGCUCCACGACAAGCUGUUCCGCCGGAUCCUCCGUAGCCCCAUGCGGUUUUUCGACACGACGCCCCUGGGUCGCAUCCUGACCCGUUUCUCCAGGGACAUGGACGAGGUGGAUGUGCGUCUGUCUAUGCAGGCCGAAAUGCUGCUGCAGAACUUGACGCUGGUGCUGUUCUGCUUAAUAAUGGUUGGCAUAGUUUUUCCGUGGUUCCUGACCUCCAUCGUGCCCAUGGGAGCCUUCCUCUUUAUUGUCAACCGUUUGUCCAGGGUUCUGAUUCGGGAACUGAAGCGCCUGGAGAACAUCAGCCAGUCGCCGUUCACCUCUCACAUCACCAGCAGCCUUCAGGGACUCUCCACCAUCCACGCAUAUGGAAGAGGUCACGACUUCCUUCAAAGGUAUCAAGAGCUGCUGGACACCAACCAGGCCUCCAACUACCUCUUCAACUGUGCGAUGCGAUGGCUGGCCAUUCGCCUGGACAUCAUCAGCAUCACUCUUAUCACUGCAGUGGCACUCUUCAUUGUCUUCAUGCACAACCAGAUACCGCCAGCGUACGCGGGCUUAGCCAUAUCCUACGCCGUGCAGCUGAACGGCCUGUUUCAGUUCACGGUGCGGCUGCUCACAGAGACCGAAGCUCGGUUCACAUCAGUUGAGAGGAUCAAUCAUUAUAUAAAGAGUGUGGAGAGCGAGGCGCCGAGGCGCAGGCUGGAGGCGGCCGCUCCUGCCCCCUCCUGGCCCCAGCGGGGAAAGAUCAGCUUCCAGGAUGUGCAGAUGCGCUAUCGCCAUGAUCUGCCGCUGGUGCUUAAGAGCCUGUCCUUCACCAUCAUGCCCGAGGAGACCAUCGGCAUCGUGGGCCGCACAGGUUCAGGAAAGUCCUCCCUCGGCGUGGCUCUGUUCAGACUCGUGGAGUUGACAGGAGGCUCAGUUAUAAUUGACGAGAUCGAUAUUGCGCAGAUUGGCUUGGACGACCUGCGGAGAAAACUCGCCAUCAUUCCUCAGGAGCCCGUGCUCUUUAUUGGCACCGUCAGGACUAAUUUAGAUCCAUGGGAUCAAUACUCUGAUGCUGAGAUAUGGGAAGCUCUAGAGAAGACGCAUAUCAAGGAAAUGGUCAGCCAGCUGCCUCACUCGCUGCACUCAGAGGUGACGGAGAACGGAGAGAACUUCUCGGUGGGGGAGCGCCAGCUACUCUGUGUGGCCCGAGCCCUGCUGAGAAACAGCAAGAUCCUUAUACUGGAUGAGGCAACAGCAGCCAUCGACACUGAGACAGAUCGUCUCAUCCAAGACACCAUUCGCAGUGCGUUUGGCAGCUGCACUACUCUCAUCAUCGCCCACCGCCUCAACACAGUGAUGAGCUGCAACAGGGUCAUGGUCAUGGACAAAGGCCAGAUUUUGGAGUUUGACAGUCCUGCUGCCCUGCUGGCAGAUGAGAACUCAAGAUUCAGAGCCAUGAUAGAAGCAUCAGAAAACCAAAGCAGAUAAAACAUGCAGGAGCUGAGCCUUGGGCGUGAGCUCUGAGGCCACAGGUUUUCAGUGGAAUACCUGAAUUACACAAAAAGACAGGAUUAACAAAAUCCCAGAACAGUAUGAUAGAGGCGCAUUCUUGUAAUGGGUGUUUUCCAAACCAAAAAGGCAGGGAUCACGUUACAGAAGGAAACAUCAAUCUCAUUAAACACAAGAUGCUGCCUGCUAUAACAAACUAUAGGAGAAACUCUGACACUGCACUUUAUGUUUUAUAAGGGCAUAUUUACUGUACGAACAUGUGAUGAUUCCUUGGUGAGACUUAAUUAGUUUCAGUCACUUUAUUUUUGUAAUCAUCACCUCAUGUUCAGAAACAGUUUAUAAACAAUAUAUAUACAUAUUCAUAUGAUCAACUCCAUGAUAGUAGUACUUCAUAAUAAUAAUAAUAAUAAUAUAAUAAAAAAAAAAUAAUAAACUAGUACACUGUGACCUGUUUGAAACAUGAUUCAAAUAUUUAUUGUUUUGUCUGUUGAUGCGUUUAGUUGAACGAUCCUAUGUUAUGUCAGUAAGCUGUUAAAGAUGCAAAAUGUGCCUAGAGCUGUUGACAUUUUCAGGUUAAACAGUGGAGUUAGCCAUGAUUCAAACAUGUUAAGCACCUUUUGAAAUAAAGCUAAUAUUUCCUCUAUAUCCAAAAGCUGGAGUUUAAACUUGCACACUUGAAACCGUUGUAUUGUUUUGACCAGUUGAGUAACACUGGUACUGCUGUGUGUCAUUCUGUUACAAUUUAGGUUUCAAACCAUGGUUAAUAAUGUUACUUGCAACAGAGCUGAGACUUAUCAACAUUGCGAUGUGUUCUGAAAUAGAGUGUGUGAUCUGGGAUUGUUAAGGUCUGCCUUAUAAUCAAGUGUGUGCUGAACAAUCAUCAAGUGCAAUGUCAUCCUAUUGCAUUGAUUGCCUUUGUACACUUGAGAAUUUAAAGUUGCAAUAUCUAUUUUUUGUAAAGGUUUGAUUUUUAUUAUACAGGUUUUAAUUCAAUAAAGUGUUUUUCAAUUUGCA
Molecule: messenger RNA, 5468 nt
Organism: Betta splendens (Siamese fighting fish)
Lineage: Eukaryota; Metazoa; Chordata; Actinopteri; Anabantiformes; Osphronemidae
Product: ATP-binding cassette sub-family C member 5
Exons: 29
Coding region: 267-4433 (1388 amino acids)
Biological process (GO): transmembrane transport
Cellular component (GO): membrane
Molecular function (GO): ABC-type transporter activity; ATP binding; ATP hydrolysis activity
Source: RefSeq, a predicted model, not a curated record